This is a messenger RNA of Rana temporaria (common frog), 1013 nucleotides long. It is a transcript of the gene LIN37, whose product is annotated as lin-37 DREAM MuvB core complex component. The transcript has 10 exons. Gene Ontology annotation, biological process: negative regulation of transcription by RNA polymerase II. Gene Ontology annotation, cellular component: Myb complex; transcription repressor complex. The record is from RefSeq and is a predicted model, not a curated record. Bases 16 to 894 code for a protein of 292 amino acids. NCBI's taxonomy places the organism in Eukaryota, Metazoa, Chordata, Amphibia, Anura, Ranidae.
GUGACUGACGCGAAGAUGGGCCAAUGGCUACGCCCCGGGGAAGCAAGGCGAUCCAAUGAGGAGGAGCGGGGCGGGGCCAGGAGAGGAGCGGGUUUUGAGGUGACACCGGUCCUUCCAGGAGGAAUUGUUCAGACGUGUCACCCGGUGAGGCUCCGCUCUGUGGCCGCCAUGUCGCUCACAAAGGUGAAGGUGGAGAAAACAGAUUUGGAGGCAUCCAACGCUCGGAACCGGCUGGAUGCCAUCCUGCAGGGUCUCCUGGAUCGGAAUGAGGCCGACAGGGAACAGAUGGAGGAUGAUGGUGGAAAGGCCUCAGCAGACCCCCAUAGCAAAGACUCUUCUCCUUCUGCAGCUGGAAAAAGGCCACCAGCGCGCCUUUCCCACCACCGACGGAAGAAGAGAAAAGAGGAAGACGGCAUCACCGAAACCGGACAGCCCAAAGCCAACACUUUCGUCAUCCGCCUCUUCGAUCGGAGCGUAGACUUGGCGCAGUUUUCUGAAGACACGCCCCUUUAUCCGGUGUGCCGAGCCUGGCUGCGCAAUGCGCCCGGAGCAAAGGUCCCCGAACGCCCAUCAACGCCCACACCAUCAGAAGAGGGCGAUGUGGUGAACGGGAGCGCUCAGAACAUCUACCACCUACCUCUUCCCGUAGCGUGCCCCGUGACGGACAGUGGAGAUCCAAUAAACUUGAGAAUUCCAACACCUUUCCCUCGGGAUGAAGACCAUCUCAACCUCAGCCUACCAGCAGAGCAGACACCGAGCAUGACCACCCUGAUCUGUCGGAACAUGGAGCGAUGGAAGAAGGUCCGGCAAAGGUGGAAAGACGCCUCUUACCAGAAUCAGCAGCGCUACACCCAGAGCAUGAAGAUCUUGAAAGAGAUGUACGAGCGCCAGUAACCCGCCAUGGGCUGUGUGGUGCCGCAGUCGGGCCCUCCGCUGAGUAUUGUAUUUAUUGCCAUGUUUUUAUAUUCUGUAUCUGUCUGGAGUCUGAUCCUGCAGAUGGUGUGUGCGGGGGG